ACUGGUCUGAUCUUAACAUUUUAGCUCAUCAUAACAGGUAAUUAAAAAAAGAAUAUCAAAUUAUGCUGGAAAUUUUAAAAAAUACAGGAUGAAGAUAUAGAUUUGAAGCUCUUCUAGAUGUUUGAUGGAAGGCUGAUGAAGGUUGAUUGCCGGCCGGCCGGUCGGUGGCGUUUCUCUGGUUGGAGCUGCUGAUGCAGAAGGUGCAUCUGUAAGCAGAGUGGAAGCGAAACUCCGCCUUCAUGCUGCCGAAACCUUCUCACAAACACCGCCAGGGUUCCAUCACCCAUUUCUCGAAUCUAAAUCCAACCCCAGGGUGUGUGAAGGAGAAACUCGGACUUUAUUAUGGCUGCGAGUGAUGAAUGUAUUUAAGCCGAAAUCAUGGCAGGGUUUCCCCGGCGGAUCUCCUGCUCCUGCUCCUGCGCCAGAUCCUGCUCCUGCUCCUGCACUUUCUCCAACACCUUCCGGAAUGUCGCUUAUUCAAACCCGGAGUAUUUGCAUCGGAAAUCCUCUGAACCUGGUCACCUCUCAUGGAUAACCUUUUUUCUACCUUUACACUUCCACCUGGGAAUCAUUUCAGGAGUCCAUUGAACAACUGAAGCAGGUUUGAAAGACCAUCACCGGUUCCGUUUUACCUGCUUUCUUUUUUUCCCCACCUGGAUAGAUAUAUAUAUAUAUUUUCUGGACCUUUCCAGGGUUCCACUCCCACUCUGUCAUGCCCAUUUGAAUACCUGCAUUUGAUUAGACAUUUGGCUGAAGGUCCGAUAUGUCAUCAGAAGGAAGCCUGGUAUCGCUCAGAGGUCUGCCCAUGGACAACUGGAUGGCUGUUUUGCCAGGUGGUCUCUGGGACAUCCCUUUAUGGAAUUUGGCCAUUCCAGGAAGCCAUAAUGCAAUCACGUACUGUUUGGAUAUGAAUAACCACUCUCCUAUUGACCUCAAGCAGCCUGAUAUGCUGCAGAAGCUCGACAAGUUCAUGAAGCCCCUCAUACGGCCGUUUGUUUACAAGUGGGCAAUCACGCAGGAGUACAGCGUGAGGGAACAGUUGGACUGCGGUGUGAGAUACUGCGAUCUCAGGAUAGCGCAUCGGCCCAACGACAGCUCGUCUGAUCUCUACUUCUACCAUGGGGUUUACACCACAAUUACCGUAGAGACGGUGCUGAAGGAAAUCAGGACGUGGCUGGACGCCCAUCCUAAAGAGAUAGUCAUCCUGUCCUUCAGCCAUUUCCUGGGACUGAGUCAGGAGCUUCAUGCACUCCUCAUCUCCACCAUAAAGAGCAUCUUUAACUCUAAGCUGUGUCCUAAAAUGGACGUGGUCACACUGAAGACUAUGUGGAGCUCUGGUCAGCAGGUGAUCAUCUCGUACGAGCACAACAUAGCAAACUGUCACACGGAGCUGUGGUCUCAUAUCCCGUACUGGUGGGCUAACAAGAACAAAGCAGAAGAGCUGAUCGAGGAGUUCGAAAGCCGGAAACAACACGGCCGUCCAGGAGGCUUCUUCGUGACUGGAAUCAAUCUCACGGCCGACCUGAAGUACAUCAGUUCACAUCCCACCAAGUCGCUCAAAGACGUCGUCAUGACGACGUACCCGAUGCUGCUGGACUGGGUUCGGGAGCAGAAGCCCGGGUCCUGCGUCCAGUCGCUCAACAUCAUCGCUGCUGAUUUCGUGACGGAGAGCGAUUUCAUCCAGACCGUCGUAGCCCUAAAUGAAAACCUACUGAAUAGAAGUACAUGAGGAGGAGGAUGAAGUAGAUGUUAAUGAUGUCGCACUUCAUUUCGCACAAUAUUUUGACGCAUAGCGCACAGAAUUUUACAUUACCUUUUAAAUAGGACAUUGAUAAUGAAGAUGAUUUUCAGUAGGAUUGUUAUUCUAUGCACUUGUCACAAUGUCCCGUAUGUCUCCUAUGCACUGUCUUUAUUCUCACGUUUACCUCUUACCCCAGGCAAUAACUUGAGUGAUUUUUGAAAGCGCAUGCUCGGAAAAGAAAAGGAAUAACCUGUAGCGUUGCUCAUUACCUGAGUGUGACCCUCAAGGCUUGGUACUUGGUACCCUUAGAAUGUGCCUCCAGGGAAAUUGAAUUUAGUAUAGCAUGAAAGACAAUCUAAAAUCCCUCACGAUUCAUUUGAAUGAUUUGUCUGUGAUGAAGUGCACUUUUUCUUUUUCUUUUUUUUCUUUUUCCAAUAGGUUUGCUCAAGAAUCUCCAAGAACGAUCUUAAUGCCCGAGUCCCUGCCUUUGAUAUAGACUCUGAUAAAUAUGGCUGCAUUUCAUGGGUCGUUUGUACGACCGGGUGAUGUGACAAAAUAAUAUCAAUAUCGUGAAAAAUUUGGUCAAUUAGCUAAAAUAGCCAUUUUUGGGACCCUCCAAGAUCGAAAUAUAAUUUUUAGACGUACAGAUACCUCACCUUACCUACAUCUGCACCUGAAUUUACACUGAAGCAACACUCUUGUGGCUGAAUAAAUCUCCACAAGCACACUCCAAACAUCUCAGAAGAGUGGAAGUUAUUAUCACGGCAAAUGCGGAAUGAGAUGUUCCAAAAGAAGCACGUAGCAAUAUUAUGGUCAGGUGUCCACAAACUUUUGGCCUUAUAUUGCACCUUAGACAUUGCCGUAUAUAUAACAAAUGUUUUGUGCAACACAUUUUACAUGCAAUUAUUUCAGCGGUUUCUCUAGAAACGAUAUCGUUUUGGAAAAUGAUUACGUUCUGUCCAAUCAGAAUUCAGAAUUCCUAACGACCAGUUAACGAGCAAAGCUACAGAUGUGACCAUUUCUUUCUGAGACCGUUUGCUUGUCACUGACAUUAGUUUUAAUAUCAAACUCUGUCUCUCGCAUGAAAUUGCAUCGGCGACCGACACAGGACUGUUUUCUUUCAAAAACAGGAAGUGAGGUCGUUAUCUCAGGAGGCGUGAGUGUGAAAUGCAAAGAUCUUCAUGCUGAAAGUGAAUUCAGCCCUUUUUCGCAGGUCUGGAUGGAAAGGUCUUGAUGAUUAUACCCCACAUGGUUGGUCACGGACAUGCAACGUCCUGACUAUGUGGAAAUGAUGUCAACUUAGGCCCAAGUUUACAGAAAAACAGCACGGAUCAUGCACUGAACGAACACAAUCUACUUCCUGCGGCACAUUAAAGCAAGUAUGGCAUGUCUGCAUUUUAAGGUGUGGUAUCAAAAGGUGUCGAGACUGGCACUGUUUAUAAGAAAGUAGUAUUUCUUUCCAGCCACUUCUGGAAUAUUUCCUGGAAGUCUUCUUUUGUUUUUUAUUUCAAGCACCCAUGUUGCCAAAACUGCGACCUUUAAGCUGGAUCUUCAUCUUCAGGCAGGAACCAAAUCUGGUGUGUAGGGUGUGUACGGGAGCGAGAUCACUCAUGAAACUCAUGUGUGAGCUUGUCUUUUGGCACAGUGACUUAUGAAAUUCGGUGCUCCUUGUGACUGUGCGUGUGGCCUUGUGCUGCCAUCUGUUGGCGUGUUAUAAAACUAAUCUUGAACCUUUUUUGAUACCACCCAAGAUGUAACCCGGUAUAUUUCACCUUCACAGAUUACCACGUCGCUGCACGAUUUAUUUAUUGCUGUACAUAUUGCUGAUGUUUAAGAUGAUAAAUAAAAAUUGAAUGUGCUGGA
Silurus meridionalis is the source of this 3604-nucleotide messenger RNA. RefSeq names its product phosphatidylinositol-specific phospholipase C, X domain containing 1 (gene plcxd1.1). The record is from RefSeq and is a predicted model, not a curated record. Gene Ontology annotation, molecular function: phosphoric diester hydrolase activity. Lineage: Eukaryota; Metazoa; Chordata; Actinopteri; Siluriformes; Siluridae. The transcript has 7 exons. Bases 764 to 1729 code for a protein of 321 amino acids. Gene Ontology annotation, biological process: lipid metabolic process.